Molecule: messenger RNA, 1518 nt
Organism: Penicillium cataractarum
Lineage: Eukaryota; Fungi; Ascomycota; Eurotiomycetes; Eurotiales; Aspergillaceae
Exons: 2
Coding region: 1-1518 (505 amino acids)
Biological process (GO): transmembrane transport
Cellular component (GO): membrane
Molecular function (GO): transmembrane transporter activity
Source: RefSeq, a predicted model, not a curated record
AUGCCUCAUGGUCGAUUAGAGAACGAGGAGGAUCCGUUGCUACCAGAAGACCAGUGCAGCGAUGGCCAUGACCAUGACCACGAGCACGGCACGACCCGGAAGUCUAAGUCAUUUCGUGAUCCUUCGUCAGCAUGGAUAAUCCUAUUCUGGGGCAUGUUCGCCAUGAGUGGCGGCACCUUCGUGGUCCCCGAAUUCAACGCCAGCCUAGCCCUAGUCUGCCACCAGCGAUACGCGCCCAGCAAUUCCCGACCAGACCUCUCACUCAUGGAAGAACUCGAGCUUUGCCUAGGUGAUAAAAACGCACAAGCAGAUAUCUCCCGACUAAUCGUCUAUUGCCAAUUCACGGCGGGAAUUCUCUCAGCCAUCACUGCCCCAAUCCUGGGGUCUCUCUCCGAUCGCGUCGGGCGUAAACCAAUUCUAGCCCUUAGUACGACGGGUAUCCUCCUCUACAAUGCCGUGAUGCUUCUUAUCUUGCGAUACCCGGAUGCGAUCGAUGUACGCUGGAUACUAGUCGGGUAUGCACUUGAAGGGCUAGGUGGCACGUAUAUCACGGCUAUCGCGGCGUCACAGGCGUACAUCACCGAUUUAUCGAGUCCGCGUGAACGUGCCACGCUAUUCAGCUAUAUCCAAGCAUGUACAUCGCUCGCACAGGCGGCUGGUCCGUUAAUUGCGGGUAUCCUGAUUGCGUGGAUAAAUUCCUUCGAAGGCGUGUACUGGAUUUCUUUCGCCUGUUACCUCCUUCUAACAAUCCUUGCCAUAUUCGUCUUACCCGAGUCGCGCUGGGCGCGAUCGAAUGACGAAACGAGGAUAAACCUCGACAACUCACGUACACGGGAAAAUCCUUUACAACAAGUUUACUCCUCGUGCAAGUCACUCUGGGAAUGCAGUGUGAACCGGCGCGCCAAUCUAGUUAUUCUAGCGAUUAUCGAACAAUUCGUCUUUGGCGUCAUGACCUGCCUCCCACCGCUGCAGAUGGCGUACUCGUCAUAUCUAUUCCAUUGGAGACCCACGACACAGAGCUUUUACAUGGCGCUCGUCAAUACGUGGAGUAUCCUAGUGCUGGUCGUCCUUUUCCCGGUGAUCAUGUCCGUUGUUCGUCGACAGAUUCGUCGAAAACGGAACCGCACACACUCAACCGUGUUCAAUACUGGCGAACUCGGUGCUAUUCGCACUAGUCUGAGCCUGCAGAUUCUCGGGUAUGCGGGUGUAGCUCUGACGCGGUCUCCGGUGUGGUUCAUCUUCUGCUCGUUGAUCUUUGCGUGCGGGAAUCCGGUUACGCCGUUGUUGACGUCGAGUUUGACGGCGCAUGUGCCGAGUGAGCAUUCGGGGCAUUUGUUGGGGAUGUUGAGCUUUAUGCAUGCGAUUGGGAGGAUCACGAUUCCUACGGCGUUGAAUGCGACGUAUAGCGUUACUAUUGGGGUUUUCCCACAGGCGUUGUUUGUGCUCUUGGCGGGCUCGGUUUCGAUCCUUUUGCUGGCGAGUUUGUGUGUCAAGCACCAUGGUUUGGGCUCGCGAUAG